AUGUGGCUGAUGACCGUGUUCCUGGGCAAUGUAAUCGAUAUGCUUAUUUCUGGAUCACAUAUUGUCGCUGAACCGGCCACUGAAUUCUUUGUCUACGCAUUUAUGAUGAUUGUUGUGAUUGGAAUCUUCAUAAUGCUGGCCGUACGGUAUACGUAUGCAGAAGACAGGAACAUGCAAAUGAAGUUCACGGAGAAGCAAUCCCAGAGCAUCGGCUUAGAACAUGGCAAUAGCAGCACAGCAAACAGUUAUGACUAG
Molecule: messenger RNA, 255 nt
Organism: Gongylonema pulchrum
Lineage: Eukaryota; Metazoa; Nematoda; Chromadorea; Rhabditida; Gongylonematidae
Source: the annotation of a GenBank genome assembly